CAUUGCUGUCUUCUGGCUAAACAGGUUUCUGCCAUACUGGGAACAAUGGAUUCUAUGCUAACUUUAGCAACAGAAGAACCUGUUAAGAAGGAUGUUCUCAAGAGAUAUAAAAUCAUUUGUAUUGUUCUUCUUGCUCUGCUGGUGAUCGUGUCACUUGGAUUAGGCCUGGGACUUGGACUCAGGAAACCAGAAGAACAAGGCAGCUGCAGGAAAAAAUGCUUUGACUCAUCAUUCCGAGGACUGGAGGGCUGCCGGUGUGAUCAAGGCUGUCAAGAUCGAGGCGACUGCUGCUGGGAUUUUAAAGAAACUUGUGUGGAAUCAACUGCAAUAUGGACAUGCAAUUCGUUUCGCUGUGGGGAGAACAGACUGGAGUCCAGCCUUUGCUCUUGUGCAGAUGACUGUUUGCAGAGGAAAGACUGCUGCGUUAACUACAAGAGUGUUUGCCAAGGGGAGACUCCGUGGGUAACAGAAAACUGCACCACAACCCCGCAGCCUCAGUGCCCAGAAGGGUUUGACCUGCCGCCAGUAAUCUUGUUUUCCAUGGAUGGCUUUAGAGCUGAAUAUCUAGACACAUGGAAUACUUUAUUACCAAAUAUCAAUAAGCUGAAAACAUGUGGAAUCCAUUCAAAAUACAUGAGAGCUGUAUAUCCUACCAAAACAUUCCCAAAUCAUUACACUAUUGUCACGGGCUUGUAUCCAGAAUCACAUGGCAUCAUUGACAAUAGUAUGUAUGAUGUACAUCUCAACAAGAGUUUUUCACUUUCUUCAGUGGAGAAAAACAAUCCCGCCUGGUGGCAAGGGCAACCAAUUUGGCUGACAGCAAUAUAUCAAGGUUUAAAAGCUGCAGCUUACUACUGGCCAGGCUCAGAUGUGGCUGUCAAUGGCUCCUUUCCAACCAUAUAUGUGAAUUACAGCAGUUCUGUCCCAUAUGAAAAGAGGAUCUCAACACUGUUAAAGUGGCUGGACCUUCCAAAAGCUGAAAGACCCAAUUUUUAUACCAUAUACGUGGAAGAGCCUGAUUCUGCAGGACAUAAAAAUGGACCAGUCAGUGCUAGAGUAAUUAAAGCCUUAGAGUUGGUAGAUAAUGCCUUUGGAAUGUUGAUGGAGGGCCUCAAACAGCGGAACUUACACAACUGUGUCAAUAUCAUCCUGUUGACCGACCAUGGGAUGGACCAGACUUACUGUGAGAAGGUGGAAUAUAUGACUGAUUAUUUUCCCCGAAUAAACUUCUAUAUGUACCAAGGGCCUGCCCCUCGCAUCAGGAGUCAGAAGGUGCCUGAGGACUUCUUUACCUUUAAUUCUGAAGAAAUCGUUAGGAACCUCAGUUGCCGAAAACCCAACCAGCAUUUCAAACCCUAUCUGACUCCUCAUUUGCCCAAACGACUGCACUAUGCCAAAAAUGUCAGAAUUGACAAAGUUCAUCUGAUGGUUGAUCGACAGUGGCUGGCUACAAGGAGUAAAUCAAGUUCGUACUGUGGAGGAGGCAACCACGGUUAUAACAAUGACUUUAAGAGCAUGGAGGCUAUCUUCUUGGCACAUGGCCCCAGCUUUAAAGAAAAGAUUGAAGUUGAACCAUUUGAGAAUAUUGAACUCUACAAUCUCCUUUGUGAUCUUCUACGAAUUCAACCGGCACCAAACAAUGGUACCCACGGCAGUCUAAACCAUCUUCUGAAAGUGCCUUUUUAUGAGCCAUCUCAUGCGAAGGAGGUGUCCAGUUCUUCUGUUUGUGGCUUUACUGCUCCAUUGCCCAUGGACAAGCUAGACUGCACAUGUGCCGUGCUUCAGAAUGAGACUCAACUGGAACAUGAGAAUCAAAAGCUAAAUCUCACCCAAGAAGAAAUAACAGCAACAGUGAGAGCAAAUUUGCCAUUUGGGAAGCCCAGGGUUUUGCAGAAGAACAAGGAGCACUGCCUGCUUUACCACAGAGAGUAUGUCAGUGGGUUUGGGAAGGCUAUAAGGAUGCCCCUGUGGAGCUCAUACAACGUCCCCCUGCCGCAGGGAGACACAUCGCCUCUUCCUCCCACUAUCCCAGACUGUCUGCGGGCUGAUGUCAGGGUUGCUCCUUCUGAGAGCCAAAAAUGUUCCUUCUAUUUAGCAGACAAGAAUAUCACCCACGGCUUCCUCUAUCCUCCUGCAAACAGUAAUAAUGUCUAUGAUGCUUUAAUUACAAGUAAUUUGGUCCCUAUGUAUGAAGAAUUCAAAAAAAUGUGGGAUUACUUCCAUGAGGUUCUUCUUAUUAAAUAUGCGGUGGAAAGAAAUGGAGUAAAUGUCAUCAGUGGACCAAUAUUUGAUUAUAAUUAUGAUGGUCAUUUUGAUGCUCCAAAUGAAAUUACAGAACACAUAGCCAACACUGAUGUUCCCAUCCCAACUCACUACUUUGUGGUGCUGACGAGUUGUAAAGACAGGAGCCACACACCAGACAACUGCCCCGGGUGGCUGGAUGUCCUACCAUUCAUCAUCCCCCAUCGACCCACCAACGUGGAGAGCUGUCCUGGAAACAAAACAAAUGAUCUCUGGGUGGAAGAAAGGUUUCUAGCCCAUGUUGCCCGUGUCCGAGAUGUAGAACUCCUUACUGGUCUUGACUUUUAUCAGGACAAAGCAGAGCUGCCUGUCUCUGAAAUUUUACAACUGAAGACAUACCUACCCUCAUUUGAAACCAUUAUUUAAUAUAACCUAUAAAAUAAUUUGGGCAAAAUGAAGAUGAUAUUUUCUGUUGGGAAAUCAUAAAAUAAAGCUUGCUAUUUUUCUGUGACUCA
Molecule: messenger RNA, 2756 nt
Organism: Dipodomys ordii (Ord's kangaroo rat)
Lineage: Eukaryota; Metazoa; Chordata; Mammalia; Rodentia; Heteromyidae
Gene: Enpp3
Product: ectonucleotide pyrophosphatase/phosphodiesterase 3
Exons: 25
Coding region: 46-2667 (873 amino acids)
Biological process (GO): nucleoside triphosphate catabolic process
Molecular function (GO): metal ion binding; nucleic acid binding; nucleoside triphosphate diphosphatase activity
Source: RefSeq, a predicted model, not a curated record